Molecule: messenger RNA, 3428 nt
Organism: Trichomycterus rosablanca
Lineage: Eukaryota; Metazoa; Chordata; Actinopteri; Siluriformes; Trichomycteridae
Gene: pdgfrb
Product: platelet-derived growth factor receptor, beta polypeptide
Exons: 23
Coding region: 119-3364 (1081 amino acids)
Biological process (GO): cell surface receptor protein tyrosine kinase signaling pathway; protein phosphorylation; multicellular organism development
Cellular component (GO): signaling receptor complex; plasma membrane
Molecular function (GO): platelet-derived growth factor binding; platelet-derived growth factor beta-receptor activity; ATP binding
Source: RefSeq, a predicted model, not a curated record
AGUGAUAGCAGCAGUGGAAAGAGUUAGACCGAUGUAGAGGCAUGAACGUAAUCUGACAAACUAACAGGACUCAGACACCAAUAAUUCAAAGAAAAAAAGACACAGCCAAUCAACCACCAUGAAGGAAAAACAUGUCAACCGUUUCCAACUGACCCUCUUCAUAAAAGCCCUCUCCUUACUGCUGUGUUCGACUGCUUCUGGUCUGGAACUGAACCCCAAUCUGAAAGAGAACAUCCUGACUGCUAACUCCUCCCUCUCCAUCACAUGUUCUGGCUGGUCACCUGUCACCUGGCGCUAUAAGCGUGACGAGAAGGUACCGGCAUUCAGGACAGAAAACCGUACCCUCUCUAGUGUUCUUCACUUGGAAAAUGUGACAUGGCGACAUACAGGAGUGUAUGUAUGUUCUGAGUUUGCCACUGAGGAGAGUAGGGAGGUGGCCAUCUAUGUACCUGACCCUGAGGCAUGGUUUCUGGAAAAUGAGUACAAUAUAGUCACCAGAACAAAAAAUGAAGCAACAAUCCCCUGCCUGGUGACAGAUCCACACAUAAACGUGUCCCUUUAUGAAAAAUACUCAGACACCCCAGUGGCAGGCAAGUAUGUACCCACUGUGGGUUUUACUGCAAUACUUGGUGAUGAAACCUACCGAUGCAUAGGAGAAAGGAAUGGAGAGGAAAAGUGGUCCGGCCUUUUCCACGUCUUCAGCAUCAUCGUUCCUGAAGUUUUGGACGCCCACAUCAAUGCCUCAAAGACGGUGCUAAAACAAGGCGAGCCUCUCAGUGUCAACUGCAUGGUCCCUAUAGUUCAGCUUGUCUACUUCUCCUGGGAUUACCCGAACAAAGAGAAUGUGGAGAUCCUGACAGAUGUAUCGGACCAAUCGGACAUGCGCUCAUGCCUGAACGUUUCCAAAACCACACUGGCACACUCUGGACGCUACGUUUGCAAUGCAAAAGAGGACAUCAACAACCAGGAGACUUCUGUCAGUAUCAACAUUACUGUCCUGGAGAAAGGUUUUGUAAAGCUAAGCUCAUUAUUGGGUUCCAACGUAUCUGCACUGUCGUAUGAGAAUGUGGAAUUAAAAGUAGAGGUGGAGGCCUACCCCAAACCUGUCAUCCGCUGGAGCAAAGACGGAGUCGUCAUCACUGGAGACCAUAAUAUCAAAACAAAACAGGAACAGGAGACUAAGUACAUCAGCACAGUAACUCUGGUGAGAAUCCGGCUGGAGCAGAAAGGCUUUUACACUGUUCACGUUUCCAAUGAGGAUGAUUCCAAAGAGAUGGCUUUUCAUGUUGUGGUAAAAGUUCCUCCUCAGAUAACAGAGCUUUCAGAUUAUCACCUGGCGGGAAAGAAGCAUGCCGUCACCUGUGUGGCAGAGGGGGUUCCAUCUCCCAAUAUCCAGUGGUUUAGCUGCGAAAGCAUGCACAAAUGUAGCAAUAAGGGCAAUAAGAGUGCAGUGUGGAGCCCUCUGGUGCCUGAUACAGACAGCAUCAGCAUUGAGACCAACACCACCUACAACGAAACACGCAAGAUCCACCAAGUUGUCAGCCAGGUCACAUUCCUCCGUCCUCAGCAAUUUAGCCUGCGCUGCCAGGCCAGGAAUGAGAGAGGAGCUAGGGCUCGAGAUAUUAAACUCAUUACCAGCACUCUAUUCUCACAGGUGUCUGUGCUGGCUGCUGUUUUGGCAUUGGUUGUCAUCGCCAUCAUUUUCCUUAUUAUCCUCAUUGCUGUGUGGAGAAAGAAGCCACGAUAUGAGAUCAGGUGGAAGGUAAUAGAAUCAGUGAGCCAGGAUGGGCAUGAAUACAUCUAUGUGGAUCCCGUUCACCUUCCCUAUGACCUGACAUGGGAGAUGCCCCGGGACAGCCUUGUUCUUGGUCGUACUCUUGGAUCAGGAGCAUUUGGAAGAGUCGUAGAGGCAACUGCAUGUGGAUUCACUCAUUCCCAGUCUUCUACAAAAGUGGCUGUGAAAAUGCUAAAAUCGACUGCUCGCAGAAGUGAAACUCAGGCCUUGAUGUCAGAGCUGAAGAUUAUGAGUCACUUGGGUCCCCACCUGAACAUUGUAAAUUUGCUAGGAGCCUGCACAAAACCAGGUCCUCUGUACCUGGUGACAGAAUAUUGUCGUUAUGGAGACCUGGUGGAUUACCUGCACAGGAACAAGCAGAGCUUUCUGCAGCACUACGCCAACAAGAACCCACUUUUAAACAGCAGUGACAGCCACAUCUGUGUCGACUCUGACACACCAUCUGGGAAAGGCUACGUGUCAUUUGGCAGCACAAGUGAUGGUGGUUAUAUGGACAUGAGAAAGGAAGACAAGACUGAAUAUGUGGCCAUGCAGGAGCUCACAGACACCAUUAAAUAUGCAGAUAUUCAGCCCUCCCCAUAUGAGUCACCAUAUCAGCAGGACAUCUACCAAGAACAAGGUCACAGAGUGGAUCUUUCCCUGGUAAUCAGUGAUUCUCCAGUCUUAAAUUACACUGACCUGGUGGGCUUCAGCUUUCAGGUGGCCAAAGGAAUGGAGUUUCUGGCCUCCAAAAAUUGUGUUCAUCGGGACUUGGCAGCCAGAAAUGUCCUGAUCUGUGAGGGGAAGCUGGUGAAGAUCUGUGACUUUGGACUUGCCAGAGAUAUCAUGCAUGACAACAACUACAUAUCCAAAGGCAAUACAUUCCUGCCUCUAAAGUGGAUGGCCCCAGAGAGCAUCUUUCAUAAUCUGUACACUACACUCAGUGAUGUCUGGUCUUAUGGCAUUUUGUUGUGGGAAAUUUUCACAAUGGGUGGAACACCAUACCCUGAUCUUCCUAUGAAUGAGCUGUUCUAUAAUGCACUAAAGAGAGGGUAUCGCAUGACCAAGCCCAUGCAUGCCUCAGAGGAAAUUUAUGAGGUUAUGAAGAAGUGCUGGGAUGAGAAGUUUGAAAAGAGGCCAGAGUUCUCCUUUUUGGUCCAGGCUAUGGGGAACAUGCUCACAGACGGCUAUAAAAAGAGGUACUCCCAGGUCAGCGACAGCUUCUUAAAUAGUGACCACCCGGCUGUAGUGCGGACCAAGCCCAGGAUGCCUGCUCCGUUCCCGGAUACACUCCCGAACUCAUCCCCUCCGCCAGCAUUCCCUAUCCGCCAGUCGUCCACCCCCAACCCUUGUCUGGAUGCUAAUAUGGAGUUGGAAACAGCACCUUACAAUGGUUAUAUCAUCCCUUUACCAGACCCCAAGCCUGAGGAGGGGUGCCAGGAUGUUACCAUGUUAACGGAAAGCCCCUUGAGCUCUGUGGGUUCAGAGGCAGAGACAGCAUCUUUGGAAGAACCCAGCACAGAGCCGGAGCACAGCGAAACCCAAAAGGAACUCCCCAGCACUCCAAGUGUAGAAGACAGCUUCUUGUGACUGCAUGCAGUUGCUAAUCACACAUGAAUAUAUGUGUGAUGUAUAUGCAAAAAACAGACACAGU